Penicillium canescens is the source of this 633-nucleotide messenger RNA. RefSeq lists its product as uncharacterized. The coding region runs from base 1 to 633 and encodes 210 amino acids. The transcript has 3 exons. The record is from RefSeq and is a predicted model, not a curated record. NCBI's taxonomy places the organism in Eukaryota, Fungi, Ascomycota, Eurotiomycetes, Eurotiales, Aspergillaceae.
AUGGCCAAGAAGAUUAUUGCUAUCGUGGGAGUUGCGGGAAACCAGGGUGCCUCCGUUGCCGGAUUGUUUGUUGGCAAGGGGGACUGGCAUGUCCGUGGCCUUACGCGCAACCCAAGCAGGCCCGCAAGCCGAGCUUGGGGAGACAAAGGCGUCGAACUCGUUAUAGCCGACUUGAAUGAUGUCGCCUCCCUGAAACCGGCCUUCGCAGGAUCAACAGUCAUCUACGGCGUUACUGACUUCUGGGGCAUCGUGGCCGAUUCCAAAGUCCAGGAGCGCGCUCAGGCCCAGCUAACGUGGCCGCUUACGAGGUUGAGGUGCAAGCAUGGUCGCAAUAUUGUAGGCGCCGCAAAUGCACCGUGGACACCUUGGAUCGGCAACUUCGUCAACGCUCUAUUGCAGGUUGAGCCGGGCAAAAAUCUCCUUGGCUAUGCCAGCAUAUUGAGCUGGAAUGGGUUCGCUGCCUUGUGGGGUAAGACUCAUGGCGUGACGUGUCGCUUCCAGCGUCUGGACCACACUGUCCUUGAAAAUGCGGUCCCUGGAGACAUAGGCGAGGAACUGGCCGAUAUGUUCGAUUACAUCCGAGACUUGGCUAUGAUGGUCGUGAUCCAAGCGCUGUCUACCCCAAAGACUUAG